Molecule: messenger RNA, 8169 nt
Organism: Oncorhynchus gorbuscha (pink salmon)
Lineage: Eukaryota; Metazoa; Chordata; Actinopteri; Salmoniformes; Salmonidae
Exons: 66
Coding region: 1-8169 (2722 amino acids)
Source: RefSeq, a predicted model, not a curated record
AUGAUACCCAAUGCCAUCGUCAAUACAACUGAUCCCGGCUGUGUCUCAAACACCAGUGGAAGCAUGGACUGGCUCCAGAGGAACUUUGGCAUCUUUUCUGUUUUUGCAGAACUGCAGGAGUUACAAGUCCUUAAUCCCCACUUCUCCAGCAAGGAAUCACUGUCGCUGCUUACCCCAACCCAAGUGGCACAAUUGACAUUGACCUCCGGGGCAUUGAAUGACACAGAUGACAUUAAACUUGUGUUUACGCGGCUGGAGGAAGGAGACGCUUUCAAAAAUGUUGACGAGUUUCUGACGCAACUGACCGCAAAGGAAGAGAUUCCUGACAUCCAUCCAGCCGUGAGAGAUGUGAUGAUGAAUCAGACGUUCAACAUCAUCAGCCUUCAAUUCCCAGAGUUCGAAACGCUGGACUGGAUUGCAUGGUUCGAAGUAAAGCUGAUUCCCAUCCUCCCCAGUUUUAAUGAAGUCAUGCUCACCAUUGCUACCUCAAACGUCAACUGCACCAACUACCAAGUCAUUGUAAAUGGAAUGGACAGAGCUUUCCCUGAAAUGACUCAGGAUAGAAGAGAAGGAAUCGCAAGAGUCCUGCUGAAAUACCUGAGGAAAUCUGUGCACCUAACCAAUCGACCAGCUUGCAGGCAGGACAUCCACGAUGACAAUGACUGGCUUGCAAUCAACCUGGGGUCAUACUCCGAGUACACAACCUAUUCGGAUCUCAAAGACUUCAACAUCUCAGGGGUGGCAGUUCUAGACUCCCUCUCACCAAACCAGAAAGCUGAAUUGAUACUGGACCCAAGCACUGGCGCUCUGGAGAAUGAGACUCUUGUGAAGAACGUUUUCAUCAGCUUGCUGGAAUCUCCAAGGGAAGAGCAGCUCAAUGAGUUCUUUGUGACUUUUGUUGAAGUCACCAAGCAGGAAAACAUCACUAUCAUCACAAACACAGCCGUAAGAGACACAAUGCUAGACCUGACCUUGAUGGCUCUUGCUCCCAAAUUCGACGUUUUUGAGCCAAAAGACUUCCAGCUGUGGUUCCAAAUUUACGGGUCUCGACCAAAGUUUGGAAUCUCUUCCGCCUCACCUCUCACAGGGUGUAAAGUCAAGCUUGGAUGCACUGAUGAAGACAUUCCAACUGCAAAGAAACAUUGGUCAAUGAGAAACAACUUUGUGCUGGAUUUAACAGCGGACAACUUGGUGACGAUCCUGAAAUGCCAAUUGUCCAGCAAAAAGACUUACUCAACAGAAAUGUGGAAGCUGUUCUUCCAAAACAAUGCUGCUAUUCUGGACCAGGCUCUUCUGGAUUACUCCAGCAUGAACCCCAACACCAGCAGUCCAGCUAUGCCAAAUGUCCUUGAUGCCAUUGGAGAUGUCAAACUCAACAACUUCAUGAAUGCACAGCUGAACAACGCCAGUUUCGUUGACAAGUUGUUCCAGAAGAUGCUCCGUCCAUUCUUGUCAUCUCCAUCUAGGAAUUUCCUCUCCUGUCUCAGCUCAAAGAACUUCAGUUAUCCCGGCUGUGUCUCAAACACCAGUGGAAGCAUGGACUGGCUCCAGAGGAACUUUGGCAUCUUUUCUGUUUUUGCAGAACUGCAGGAGUUACAAGUCCUUAAUCCCCACUUCUCCAGCAAGGAAUCACUGUCGCUGCUUACCCCAACCCAAGUGGCACAAUUGACAUUGACCUCUGGGGCAUUGAAUGACACAGAUGACAUUAAACUUGUGUUUACGCGGCUGGAGGAAGGAGACGCUUUCAAAAAUGUUGACGAGUUUCUGACGCAACUGACCGCAAAGGAAGAGAUUCCUGACAUCCAUCCAGCCGUGAGAGAUGUGAUGAUGAAUCAGACGUUCAACAUCAUCAGCCUUCAAUUCCCAGAGUUCGAAACGCUGGACUGGAUUGCAUGGUUCGAAGUAAAGCUGAUUCCCAUCCUCCCCAGUUUUAAUGAAGUCAUGCUCACCAUUGCUACCUCAAACGUCAACUGCACCAACUACCAAGUCAUUGUAAAUGGAAUGGACAGAGCUUUCCCUGAAAUGACUCAGGAUAGAAGAGAAGGAAUCGCAAGAGUCCUGCUGAAAUACCUGAGGAAAUCUGUGCACCUAAUCAAUGGACCAGUUUGCAGGCAGGACAUCCACGAUGACAAUGACUGGCUUGCAAUCAACCUGGGGUCAUACUCCGAGUACACAACCUAUUCGGAUCUCAAAGACUUCAACAUCUCAGGGCUUGCUGGAAUCUCCAAGGAAGAGCAGCUCAAUGAGUUCUUUGUGACUUUUGUUGAAGUCACCAAGCAGGAAAACAUCACUAUCAUCACAAACACAGCCGUAAGAGACACAAUGCUAGACCUGACCUUGAUGGCUCUUGCUCCCAAAUUCGACGUUUUUGAGCCAAAAGACUUCCAGCUGUGGUUCCAAAUUUACGGGUCUCGACCAAAGUUUGGAAUCUCUUCCGCCUCACCUCUCACAGGGUGUAAAGUCAAGCUUGGAUGCACUGAUGAAGACAUUCCAACUGCAAAGAAACAUUGGUCAAUGAGAAACAACUUUGUGCUGGAUUUAACAGCGGACAACUUGGUGACGAUCCUGAAUUGCCAAUUGUCCAGCAAAAAGACUUACUCAACAGAAAUGUGGAAGCUGUUCUUCCAAAACAAUGCUGCUAUUCUGGACCAGGCUCUUCUGGAUUACUCCAGCAUGAACCCCAACACCAGCAGUCCAGCUAUGCCAAAUGUCCUUGAUGCCAUUGGAGAUGUCAAACUCAACAACUUCAUGAAUGCACAGCUGAACAACGCCAGUUUCGUUGACAAGUUGUUCCAGAAGAUGCUCCGUCCAUUCUUGGCAUCUCCAUCUAGGAAUUUCCUCUCCUGUCUCAGCUCAAAGAACUUCAGUUGUCUGACCUAUCAAAUUGUCAUUGAGGCUCUAAGCAACCAAUCAGCCUCCAUGGACAGAGAGCAACAACGAGUGAUCUUCACUCAUUACAUCUAUCCAUUCCUUUCAAGAAAUGACUCAUCAGAUCCCGGCUGUGUCUCAAACACCAGUGGAAGCAUGGACUGGCUCCAGAGGAACUUUGGCAUCUUUUCUGUUUUUGCAGAACUGCAGGAGUUACAAGUCCUUAAUCCCCACUUCUCCAGCAAGGAAUCACUGUCGCUGCUUACCCCAACCCAAGUGGCACAAUUGACAUUGACCUCCGGGGCAUUGAAUGACACAGAUGACAUUAAACUUGUGUUUACGCGGCUGGAGGAAGGAGACGCUUUCAAAAAUGUUGACGAGUUUCUGACGCAACUGACCGCAAAGGAAGAGAUUCCUGACAUCCAUCCAGCCGUGAGAGAUGUGAUGAUGAAUCAGACGUUCAACAUCAUCAGCCUUCAAUUCCCAGAGUUCGAAACGCUGGACUGGAUUGCAUGGUUCGAAGUAAAGCUGAUUCCCAUCCUCCCCAGUUUUAAUGAAGUCAUGCUCACCAUUGCUACCUCAAACGUCAACUGCACCAACUACCAAGUCAUUGUAAAUGGAAUGGACAGAGCUUUCCCUGAAAUGACUCAGGAUAGAAGAGAAGGAAUCGCAAGAGUCCUGCUGAAAUACCUGAGGAAAUCUGUGCACCUAAUCAAUGGACCAGCUUGCAGGCAGGACAUCCACGAUGACAAUGACUGGCUUGCAAUCAACCUGGGGUCAUACUCCGAGUACACAACCUAUUCGGAUCUCAAAGACUUCAACAUCUCAGGGGUGGCAGUUCUAGACUCCCUCUCACCAAACCAGAAAGCUGAAUUGAUACUGGACCCAAGCACUGGCGCUCUGGAGAAUGAGACUCUUGUGAAGAACGUUUUCAUCAGCUUGCUGGAAUCUCCAAGGGAAGAGCAGCUCAAUGAGUUCUUUGUGACUUUUGUUGAAGUCACCAAGCAGGAAAACAUCACUAUCAUCACAAACACAGCCGUAAGAGACACAAUGCUAGACCUGACCUUGAUGGCUCUUGCUCCCAAAUUCGACGUUUUUGAGCCAAAAGACUUCCAGCUGUGGUUCCAAGUCAAUCUGGUUGUUCUGCUGGCCAGCUUCCAUCCUGGCAGAUUGGUUGAUAUCCCGCUAAACAUCACCUGUGAAUCCUACAAUGCCAUAUUUACGGGUCUCGACCAAAGUUUGGAAUCUCUUCCGCCUCACCUCUCACAGGGUGUAAAGUCAAGCUUGGAUGCACUGAUGAAGACAUUCCAACGUUGCUCAAGGCCUCCAGCUUUAAUUGUGUGCAAAGAAACAUUGGUCAAUGAGAAACAACUUUGUGCUGGAUUUAACAGCACACAACUGAAGCAACAAAUGUCGAUUGGGAAUCUCAAUGAAUCCCUUUGCAAUUUCAACAUCUCUGAAUAUGCCUGUUCCUCAACAACCCUUCUGUCAGCGGACAACUUGGUGACGAUCCUGAAAUGCCAAUUGUCCAGCAAAAAGACUUACUCAACAGAAAUGUGGAAGCUGUUCUUCCAAAACAAUGCUGCUAUUCUGGACCAGGCUCUUCUGGAUUACUCCAGCAUGAACCCCAACACCAGCAGUCCAGCUAUGCCAAAUGUCCUUGAUGCCAUUGGAGAUGUCAAACUCAACAACUUCAUGAAUGCACAGCUGAACAACGCCAGUUUCGUUGACAAGUUGUUCCAGAAGAUGCUCCGUCCAUUCUUGGCAUCUCCAUCUAGGAAUUUCCUCUCCUGUCUCAGCUCAAAGAACUUCAGUUGUCAGACCUACCAAAUUGUCAUUGAGGCUCUAAGCAACCAAUCAGCCUCCAUGGACAGAGAGCAACAACGAGUGAUCUUCACUCAUUACAUCUAUCCAUUCCUUUCAAGAAAUGACUCAUCAGAUCCCGGCUGUGUCUCAAACACCAGUGGAAGCAUGGACUGGCUCCAGAGGAACUUUGGCAUCUUUUCUGUUUUUGCAGAACUGCAGGAGUUACAAGUCCUUAAUCCCCACUUCUCCAGCAAGGAAUCACUGUCGCUGCUUACCCCAACCCAGGUGGCACAAUUGACAUUGACCUCUGGGGCAUUGAAUGACACAGAUGACAUUAAACUUGUGUUUACGCGGCUGGAGGAAGGAGACGCUUUCAAAAAUGUUGACGAGUUUCUGACGCAACUGACCGCAAAGGAAGAGAUUCCUGACAUCCAUCCAGCCGUGAGAGAUGUGAUGAUGAAUCAGACGUUCAACAUCAUCAGCCUUCAAUUCCCAGAGUUCGAAACGCUGGACUGGAUUGCAUGGUUCGAAGUAAAGCUGAUUCCCAUCCUCCCCAGUUUUAAUGAAGUCAUGCUCACCAUUGCUACCUCAAACGUCAACUGCACCAACUACCAAGUCAUUGUAAAUGGAAUGGACAGAGCUUUCCCUGAAAUGACUCAGGAUAGAAGAGAAGGAAUCGCAAGAGUCCUGCUGAAAUACCUGAGGAAAUCUGUGCACCUAAUCAAUGGACCAGCUUGCAGGCAGGACAUCCACGAUGACAAUGACUGGCUUGCAAUCAACCUGGGGUCAUACUCCGAGUACACAACCUAUUCGGAUCUCAAAGACUUCAACAUCUCAGGGGUGGCAGUUCUAGACUCCCUCUCACCAAACCAGAAAGCUGAAUUGAUACUGGACCCAAGCACUGGCGCUCUGGAGAAUGAGACUCUUGUGAAGAACGUUUUCAUCAGCUUGCUGGAAUCUCCAAGGGAAGAGCAGCUCAAUGAGUUCUUUGUGACUUUUGUUGAAGUCACCAAGCAGGAAAACAUCACUAUCAUCACAAACACAGCCGUAAGAGACACAAUGCUAGACCUGACCUUGAUGGCUCUUGCUCCCAAAUUCGACGUUUUUGAGCCAAAAGACUUCCAGCUGUGGUUCCAAGUCAAUCUGGUUGUUCUGCUGGCCAGCUUCCAUCCUGGCAGAUUGGUUGAUAUCCCGCUAAACAUCACCUGUGAAUCCUACAAUGCCAUAUUUACGGGUCUCGACCAAAGUUUGGAAUCUCUUCCGCCUCACCUCUCACAGGGUGUAAAGUCAAGCUUGGAUGCACUGAUGAAGACAUUCCAACCGAACAACUUGGUGACGAUCCUGAAAUGCCAAUUGUCCAGCAAAAAGACUUACUCAGCAGAAAUGUGGAAGCUGUUCUUCCAAAACAAUGCUGCUAUUCUGGACCAGGCUCUUCUGGAUUACUCCAGCAUGAACCCCAACACCAGCAGUCCAGCUAUGCCAAAUGUCCUUGAUGCCAUUGGAGAUGUCAAACUCAACAACUUCAUGAAUGCACAGCUGAACAACGCCAGUUUCGUUGACAAGUUGUUCCAGAAGAUGCUCCGUCCAUUCUUGUCAUCUCCAUCUAGGAAUUUCCUCUCCUGUCUCAGCUCAAAGAACUUCAGUUGUCUGACCUACCAAAUUGUCAUUGAGGCUCUAAGCAACCAAUCAGCCUCCAUGGACAGAGAGCAACAACGAGUGAUCUUCACUCAUUACAUCUAUCCAUUCCUUUCAAGAAAUGACUCAUCAGAUCCCGGCUGUGUCUCAAACACCAGUGGAAGCAUGGACUGGCUCCAGAGGAACUUUGGCAUCUUUUCUGUUUUUGCAGAACUGCAGGAGUUACAAGUCCUUAAUCCCCACUUCUCCAGCAAGGAAUCACUGUCGCUGCUUACCCCAACCCAAGUGGCACAAUUGACAUUGACCUCCGGGGCAUUGAAUGACACAGAUGACAUUAAACUUGUGUUUACGCGGCUGGAGGAAGGAGACGCUUUCAAAAAUGUUGACGAGUUUCUGACGCAACUGACCGCAAAGGAAGAGAUUCCUGACAUCCAUCCAGCCGUGAGAGAUGUGAUGAUGAAUCAGACGUUCAAAAUCAUCAGCCUUCAAUUCCCAGAGUUCGAAACGCUGGACUGGAUUGCAUGGUUCGAAGUAAAGCUGAUUCCCAUCCUCCCCAGUUUUAAUGAAGUCAUGCUCACCAUUGCCACCUCAAACAUCAACUGCACCAACUACCAAGUCAUUGUAAAUGGAAUGGACAGAGCUUUCCCUGAAAUGACUCAGGAUAGAAGAGAAGGAAUCGCAAGAGUCCUGCUGAAAUACCUGAGGAAAUCUGUGCACCUAAUCAAUGGACCAGUUUGCAGGCAGGACAUCCACGAUGACAAUGACUGGCUUGCAAUCAACCUGGGGUCAUACUCCGAGUACACAACCUAUUCGGAUCUCAAAGACUUCAACAUCUCAGGGGUGGCAGUUCUGGACUCCCUCUCACCAAACCAGAAAGCUGAAUUGAUACUGGACCCAAGCACUGGCGCUCUGGAGAAUGAGACUCUUGUGAAGAACGUUUUCAUCAGCUUGCUGGAAUCUCCAAGGGAAGAGCAGCUCAAUGAGUUCUUUGUGACUUUUGUUGAAGUCACCAAGCAGGAAAACAUCACUAUCAUCACAAACACAGCCGUAAGAGACACAAUGCUAGACCUGACCUUGAUGGCUCUUGCUCCCAAAUUCGACGUUUUUGAGCCAAAAGACUUCCAGCUGUGGUUCCAAGUCAAUCUGGUUGUUCUGCUGGCCAGCUUCCAUCCUGGCAGAUUGGUUGAUAUCCCGCUAAACAUCACCUGUGAAUCCUACAAUGCCAUAUUUACGGGUCUCGACCAAAGUUUGGAAUCUCUUCCGCCUCACCUCUCACAGGGUGUAAAGUCAAGCUUGGAUGCACUGAUGAAGACAUUCCAACGUUGCUCAAGGCCUCCAGCUUUAAUUGUGUGCAAAGAAACAUUGGUCAAUGAGAAACAACUUUGUGCUGGAUUUAACAGCACACAACUGAAGCAACAAAUGUCGAUUGGGAAUCUCAAUGAAUCCCUUUGCAAUUUCAACAUCUCUGAAUAUGCCUGUUCCUCAACAACCCUUCUGUCAGCGGACAACUUGGUGACGAUCCUGAAAUGCCAAUUGUCCAGCAAAAAGACUUACUCAACAGAAAUGUGGAAGCUGUUCUUCCAAAACAAUGCUGCUAUUCUGGACCAGGCUCUUCUGGAUUACUCCAGCAUGAACCCCAACACCAGCAGUCCAGCUAUGCCAAAUGUCCUUGAUGCCAUUGGAGAUGUCAAACUCAACAACUUCAUGAAUGCACAGCUGAACAACGCCAGUUUCGUUGACAAGUUGUUCCAGAAGAUGCUCCGUCCAUUCUUGGCAUCUCCAUCUAGGAAUUUCCUCUCCUGUCUCAGCUCAAAGAACUUCAGUUGUCUGACCUAUCAAAUUGUGUAUGUAAAGCCAUGA